AUUCAAUCGUUCAUCUCGUGUUGAAUUCUAAAUUACAUUUCAUUUUAUUUCGCUUGUUCCGGUUAUUCUACUCGUUUCAACUAUUCCGCCUAUUCCUACUGUUCCGCAUUUAUGUAACGGCCAUGAUAUCACUUGUUGAUUAUCACGUACUCUCGUCGGAAGCCGGCAAUUUUUGUGACGCAUUUUUAUGAGUUUAUUAGAAUAAUAUAUUAUUGCAUUGUUUAUUAUUUAAAAAAAUAAAGAACAAAAUGUAUCUUGUGCAAUUUGAUAAGAAAAAUUUAUAUCAUAUUUGUGAUGACAAUUCUAUUAUUAAAACAGAAGAAGCUUAUUUAGAAGAAGGUGACAAAGUUCAAUUUAUUUUUAAAAAUAAAGUGCAUAAUGGAAUUAUAUUGAAAAAAUCAGAUGACAGAAAUUCUCUGAUAUCUGAGAAGAAAAAGUUAGAACAAGCCUCUUCGAAGAAAACAAAUAUUGAUUUGAAUAAAUCUAGUUCUUUAGGUAAACGAAAACGUAUAGCAGCAAAAAAAUGGUCUCCUAGAAUAACCCCAAAAAAAGAAAAAACAACAAAAAAUGAUGUUCAGAAAAAACAGAAGAAAAUUUUAAAAACAAAAGAAAACAUUUCGUCCUCAGAAAGUAGUGAACCGAAUGAACCAUGUACAUCGAAAGUACAAGAUAUUUCAAAAUUGAAGAAAAGAAAUGUACCAAAAAUGAAUAUCGGAGAAGCUAGGGAUGAUUAUUCUAUUGAUACAGCAAAAAAUGUGGAGCAAAAUCGAAAUAAAUUAGCACCUGGAGAUGAACAACAUUUUGAUGACAUGCAGGAUAAUUCGCGGUAUUGUAUACAGGAUGAUGGUGAAGAUGGUAUACAAGAAAAUUAUCAAGAUGUGAUUGAGGAAAAUAAUCAAGAUGCUAUACAAAAUAAUGGUAAUGAUAACGACCAGGAAGAAGAGGUACAUAUAAAUCAAGAAAAUAUUAUGCGUAAUGCCAAUAUUAAUAGAGAAGAAAGAGAGCUAGAUGAUGAUGACAAUAUCGAUUAUUCAGUACCAGGUAGUCAGUUAAUCGGUAGAGUUCAUCGUAAUGAGCAGAUGAUUGAAUUACGAGAAAACAUAUAUUGUCGAAAAAUAAUACUGGACAGUGCUAUAGGAGGGUCACGAAAAGCAUCUCACAUUGCAAGACGCUUGAUUGAAGGUGUAUUCAAGCCACAUGCUUUGUCCAAGUGCACUUUUACUGGCCAAUCAGUUCGCUCACAAGGCCGAGAACGUUUACAACAAACCACAUAUUGUCUCGAUGGAACAGCUAAAAAGGUUAUCAUUGAAUAUUCAAAAGAAAAAGCGACUGAGCUGGGGCUUGAAGUUCAAAGUGAUAAUUACAUCGGAAAAGCAAUGUCACAACGAUUGGGAGAGAUUAAGAGGGAAUACCAAUGUGCAAGAAGUACAUUCCAUAACAACUAAUACUCACAGAAAACGUGAUUUUGGAAAAAUUAUUUCAAUUUUUUAUUCAUUUGCAUGCUUUAAAUGAUUUUCAUUAUCAAAGUUUAGUUUUUUAGAGCUCGAUGCUCAUUGAUAUUUUUAUGUCAUGAUUUAAUUUAGAAAUAUUUUGGUAACUUGUCUACUUCUAUGGAUAUAGACUGAUUAUUUGUGUAGUUACAUUAUUAUUCCGGUAUUGUUAAUUUGUAAUACGUCCAAUAAGAAGUCAUAAUUUAAAUGAUUUUCAUUAUCAAAGUUUAGUUUUUUAGAGCUCGAUGCUCAUUGAUAUUUUUAUGUCAUGAUUUAAUUUAGAAAUAUUUUGGUAACUUGUCUACUUCUAUGGAUAUAGACUGAUUAUUUGUGUAGUUACAUUAUUAUUCCGGUAUUGUUAAUUUGUAAUACGUCCAAUAAGAAGUCAUAAUUUAAAUGAUUUUCAUUAUCAAAGUUUAGUUUUUUAGAGUUCGAUGCUCAUUGAUAUUUUUAUGUCAUGAUUUAAUUUAGAAAUAUUUUGGUAACUUGUCUACUUCUAUGGAUAUAGACUGAUUAUUUGUGUAGUUACAUUAUUAUUCCAGUAUUGUUAAUUUGUAAUACGUCCAAUAAGAAGUCAUAAUUUAAAUGAUUUUCAUUAUCAAAGUUUAGUUUUUUAGAGUUCGAUGCUCAUUGAUAUUUUUAUGUCAUGAUUUAAUUUAGAAAUAUUUUGGUAACUUGUCUACUUCUAUGGAUAUAGACUGAUUAUUUGUGUCGUUACAUUAUUAUUCCGGUAUUGUUAAUUUGUAAUACGUCCAAUAAGAAGUCAUAAUUUAAAUGAUUUUCAUUAUCAAAGUUUAGUUUUUUAGAGUUCGAUGCUCAUUGAUAUUUUUAUGUCAUGAUUUAAUUUAGAAAUAUUUUGGUAACUUGUCUACUUCUAUGGAUAUAGACUGAUUAUUUGUGUAGUUACAUUAUUAUUCCAGUAUUGUUAAUUUGUAAUACGUCCAAUAAGAAGUCAUAAUUUAAAUGAUUUUCAUUAUCAAAGUUUAGUUUUUUAGAGUUCGAUGCUCAUUGAUAUUUUUAUGUCAUGAUUUAAUUUAGAAAUAUUUUGGUAACUUGUCUACUUCUAUGGAUAUAGACUGAUUAUUUGUGUCGUUACAUUAUUAUUCCGGUAUUGUUAAUUUGUAAUACGUCCAAUAAGAAGUCAUAAUUUAAAUGAUUUUCA
Chelonus insularis is the source of this 2652-nucleotide messenger RNA. Its product is annotated as RNA polymerase II subunit 5-mediating protein homolog. The record is from RefSeq and is a predicted model, not a curated record. The transcript has 5 exons. Lineage: Eukaryota; Metazoa; Arthropoda; Insecta; Hymenoptera; Braconidae. Bases 249 to 1445 code for a protein of 398 amino acids.